AAAAGAGAAACCAAACCUCUUGGUCUGUCUUCUUCUCACAUUCAUCACGCUGUUCUGAACUUUUUUUUUCUAUUUCUUCAAUAAAAGAUCCCAAUCUCACAAUUCCCGAAAGUCUUUCAUUGCCUCAAUUCAGGGCUCAACAACUCUUCGGCCAUCAGCUGGUAGAUGGUGCAACCUUGACGAGAUUCCUGUGAACACAAUGGAUGACAUGGUCCCUGGAUCUCAAAGUAGGAACCGUCGUAGGAAUGAGGGUGGCUCGAUAUCUGAUUCGGGCCAAGCACGCAGCUUUUCUCUGCCAACAACCCAUGAAGAUUUUCUGAAUGGAUCUGCAGGUAAUACAAUGGCUGGACUCAUGCAGUCACAGGUAGCUCAGAACGUGGAGAACAUAAUACUGCCAACUAAUACGCAGAGCCAUCAUUUCGGUGGUAAUGUGCCUCCGGGAGGAUAUUGGGGUGGUUUCCAGAACAGAAGACUUCAAACACCACCAGAAGAUACAAGUAGAACUUUGCCGUCGUAUUCUCAUGGAAUUACAAUUUCUGGCAAUAAUACUGUGGGUGAUAGACCUUGGCGAAGCUAUCUCGGCGUGGCCGGUAAUGUGCCGAUGGGAUUCAUGAGUGACACAAACACCAGAAGGAAUGCGUUUCAGCUGGCCGGUUCAGCUGGCGAUCAUCAUCACCAUUGGAGAGAGUGCAGUGUCAUGUCCAGUUUAUAUCAGCACUGGAGCUAUCAAAAUCAAGUAACUGAUGGAGGAUUUCUGAAUGCUAGUCUUGGAAAUUAUACACUUCCUGGAACUUGGUUCAAUGAUCGGGGAGGAGAUGAGGGUGGCCACAGUUAUCAAGCCAUUGCUCCUCAGCUUGAUGCGGGAUUGCCGGAAAUUGGGUUGGGAGGCAACUGGAUUGGAGGAUAUCAAUCUCAUAACAAUACUACUACUACUACUACUACUAAUAAUAAUAAUAAUAAUCUCGGAGUAGAUAAUGUACAUUCUCAUGGGAUCAUGGUGGGUGACGGUGGACGAGCCAGUGCGCAAACUGCACCAUACGAGGAUGACAAUAUUGCGGUGGAUGCGGUCAGAGGAGCUUGCGAAUUUGAUUACUGGACAGCGCAUGGGCGUCGUCCGCUGCCGCCGCCGCCGGCGGCGCACGCUAGUUCUUCUGCGCCGCCCAUCCCUUCUGACAGCUCGCCGGAACCUCAAGAGCAAGAGCAAAGUACUGAACAGGGAGCCGUUAUAUAUAAGUGCUGUUAUCUUCGCACUUUUGCCGAUCAAACUGUUAGUGAUCAUGGGGUUCAACAAGACAUAACUAAAAGCAGCCAUGAUACUUGGCUUCCAGCAUGCGCAGGCCAAGCUAGUGCCAACCCGACUGGCCAAUUAAGCCUAGCAGGGAUCGGUAAUGCUGCUAGAGAAGAUCCUGGUGGUAGCACUAGCAGUUCCAGUACUUUACCAGCUGAGCCUAUAAGACUAACACCAAUCCGGCCUUCUCCCAGCUGGGCUAUCCCUCCUCAUCUUGCCAGUGGUCAUCGAGACCAAGCAAUCACAAUUGAUGGCAAUGAUGGACCCUUUUUUCUUUUCGGAAGGCCACUACUUCCUCAAAGGUCUGCAGUACUGUGCGCCGGAUCUGGUAAACAAUUGAAGCGAAGGCAUGACCAGAAUGAGUUUAUUAUACCAUUUGAUCCGCAGCUACCUCUCCAAGACGCCAGGAUCAAAGUGGACUCCAGGGAUGAUAUGCCUGAAAUGCUCGGCCACAAGUGUGAGCUAUGCAACAUGGACCUAGCACUCAAGCCAACAGGGUCCCGUAUUGAUGCGGUUCCGGUGCAUGUAGUCUUACCAUGCGGUCAUUCUUAUCAUAAUCGUUGCUUUGAAGAAGCACAUGGUUUCGUGGGCAGAAAUGAAGAUCCUCCAUGCUUUCGCUGUUCCAAUGGUGGAGCCCAAAGAAGGAACUAAGCUCCCAUAAUCAGGCACUUCUUCUCACUUCUGCAACAAGGUGCAUACAUCAAGGUUGGUCUGGAAAGAUGUGGUGAUUAUACAUGUGCUGAAGCAAUCUUAUUUCUUCAGAAAUUCUUAGUUUUCUGCAGUAGUAUCAUCAGUUCAUAGAGACGGAUUUGGAUCAAUUUGUAUUGUAUUACAAUUAUGAUGUCAGGAGUCAUCCAAGUUUGCAAAAGCAGAAUCUUUCUUUUG
Elaeis guineensis (African oil palm) is the source of this 2173-nucleotide messenger RNA. RefSeq lists its product as uncharacterized. The record is from RefSeq and is a predicted model, not a curated record. NCBI's taxonomy places the organism in Eukaryota, Viridiplantae, Streptophyta, Magnoliopsida, Arecales, Arecaceae.